Nomia melanderi (Alkali bee) is the source of this 1482-nucleotide messenger RNA. Its product is annotated as inositol monophosphatase 1-like. Gene Ontology annotation, biological process: inositol metabolic process; signal transduction; phosphatidylinositol phosphate biosynthetic process. The record is from RefSeq and is a predicted model, not a curated record. Lineage: Eukaryota; Metazoa; Arthropoda; Insecta; Hymenoptera; Halictidae. Gene Ontology annotation, molecular function: inositol monophosphate 1-phosphatase activity.
UGGACUUCCAAGUGGGGGUUGGCAAUCGCAGCAUAAGAGCAGAGCCCAGCAAGUUAAGACAAUAGAGCGACAAGCGUUGGUCUGCUAACAACAUUCAACAUGAUUAGUAACGAAGAACUCGACCACUGCUACGAUUUUGUUCUGACGUUGACCGCCGAAGCAGGAAAGAUAAUCAGGGAUGCCAUUCAAGGCUCUAAAAAGAUCGAGACCAAAGCUGGAGACUGGGAUUUAGUGACACAGUAUGAUAAAAAAGUGGAGGAUAUUUUGAUAAAUAGUAUAGCAAAAGAAUUUCCGAAGCAUAAAUUUAUCGGUGAAGAGACAGUUUCGUCCACAAACUCACUGCCAGAGUUGACAGACGAGCCUACGUGGAUUAUCGAUCCGAUCGAUGGUACCACGAACUUCGUUCAUUCGUUUCCUUUCACAUGCGUAUCGAUCGCGUUAUCCGUAAACAAGCAACUGGAAAUUGGUAUCGUCUACAAUCCAGUAUUGGAGCAAUUGUUCACGGCUAGGAAGGGCCACGGAGCUUUUCUGAAUGGCAAACCCAUUCAAACAUCUAAAACAGAGCAAUUGGAGCACUCAUUGCUGUGCCUGGAAGCAUCGUACGCUACGAUUGAGGGUAUCAGAGACACUGUUCUUGGGAGAGUGGAGGCAUUCGUCUCGGUUGCACACGGGAUACGAACAAUGGGAUCAGCGGCAUUGACUCUUUGUUAUGUGGCAAUGGGUGCAGCGGAAGCCUAUCACACUGACAAUCUGAUGCCUUGGGACGUGGCCGCUGGUGUACUUAUCAUCAGAGAAGCUGGCGGGGUAGUGAUUGAUACAAACGGCGGCGAAUUUAACGUGACGUCGCCGAAAGUAAUUGCAGCUGGCAAUCACAAGUUGGCUGCUGAACUGGUGAAGCUAAUAAAAAAAGCAGAUUCCGCGACAUUGAAAAAGAAACUAGCGUAAAAGAACGAUCAGACAAUAUUCUUCACAGUGAAAACUUUGUGCAUAAUUUCCUUAAACUGAAAUAUAGGAAAUAGACUAUUCUUUUGUUAAAACUUUGCAUUCAACGAUCAAUUCCAAACGAUUGAAGGUAGUAGAAAAAGUUUCCCGUGAGAAAUGGGAAUGCAGUGCUAAACUAGUGUUGGGCAGAGUCUUAUUAAUGUUAACUGUGUUAGUCUCUGUCUUCUAUAGUUAACAAUAGACAGUAGCAUCUCUUGCAUAAGCGAUAUUAAAGCCUGUGACGGUUGAAGAAGAAAAGUUCCUAGACAACUAUUCAAUCUUUGUUCCUUUAUUCUUAUUCUACCAAUCGCGGAACUUAAUAAAGACUGUAUUAAUGGGCAGGCAACCAAAAUCGCAGUAAUUAGAAUCACAAUCGCAGUUAGAGAGAAAUAACAAUUGAACAAAUAUUUAAAAUAUAUAAAAAAAUAUGGAAAAUCAAAAAUUUACAUGAACUAUUGUAAUAUCUAAUUAUUAAAAGAGAGAAAAAUGUUACCUUUUUUC